CAACUAGGCCUUUCAACUUUUCUUCCAGCCUUGUAUUGCCUCUCAACAUCUCUUUUAAGGCAUAAACCCACAUCUGUUGAAUAAAUUAAUAUACAGAUCAAUGCAGACUACAUUUUUUAUUGCCCAGUGUGGAGGCAAAUUGAUUGCUUACCACUGCAGAAAGAGUCAGAUAAAUGUAAAUGCUGGUUUCUAAUACUCUGAACUUUUGCAAGUAUUAGGCAAUGCUAUUGAAUUGAACCAGACUUCUUCCUAUGCAAUAUAUAUAUACAAUUACAGCCCUGAAUAUUUGGAUUAUAUAAGGGUGCCUUCAUUGACUGUUAUACUUGUGGAAAUUUGGUUUGCUCUUUUUUUUUUUUUUUUGCAAAAUGCAUUGACUUAAUGAGAUGCCCUUGACUUUACCUCCCAGUAAAUGUGUCCCUUUGUGGCCCAUACCAAAGCGACCCCUUUGAAAACCAGACUUCCUUGCAGGCUGAACCUUAGGCUGCGGUCUUACGCUUGUUUCCCCACAUAAACCCCGUCUCCAGCCAUGGGAAGGAAAUGAGUCGCCAGAUACUACUAGGAGGGGUUCAGCCAGACAAGAAUUCAAGCUGCCAGAGGAACUGGGUUUCAGAUGUAAAGGCACUUCGAAUUUUAAUGGGACCAGAUAUCCCAAACCGAUCCUCCCUCUCCCUCUUGGCAAGAAAGAAAGUGGAAGGGGAGAUAAAAACGACUUUGGUAGCCAUUUGUCACUUCUCUUGGCAAAGAGAGGCUUUCUCAGAAAUGCCUGAUGGAAAGCCGCUUCUUAGGGAAUUUAUCUAGCGGGGAAACGGGCUUGGCACGCAGUCACAUUCUUGCCAACUGACCUCUUGAACAUUAAAUAAGGCUGCAUUAAAUUAAUGUGGUUGAAUAUGUUCAAACUGAGGCCUACGGUGGUAUCUUUACACUCAGCAUGUUUUUGGAGUCCCAUAACAGCUUUUAGAUUUUUCCGUCCUCGACGUCACCUUCACUCCAAACAAUUCCGCCCACCAGGCUGUAUGGCCAUGUACCGGAAGCAUUCUCUCCUGAAGUUUCUCCUACAUCCUCAGAAGUUGUGAGGCUUGUUGGAAACUAAUCAAAUGGGGUUUCUAUAUCUGUGGAAGGUUCAGGGUGGGAGAAAUAACUCUUGUUUGUUGAAGGCAAGUGUGAAUGUUGCAAUUAAUUACCUUGAUUAGCAUUGAGAAGCCUUGCAGCCUCAAAGCCUGACUGAUUCCUGUCUGGGGGAAUCCUUUGUUGGGAGGUGUUAGUUGGCCCUGAUUGUUUAAUGUCUGAAAUUCUUCUGUUUUCAGACUGUUAUUGUCCUGUUUUUAAGGGGUUUUUUUUAAUAUUGGUAGCCAGAUUUUGUGCAUUUCAAUGGUUUCUCUGUGUAGUUGUUAGAGUGGUUGUUAGAGUGGUCCAUCUCCACCUCUCUCUCUCUCUCCCUCCCUCCCUCCCUCUCUCUCUUUGUUGCCUCUCAAUUUGCCCACGUCAGACAUAUAAAGCCUGGUUUAAUUAGCAUACAAAGUAACAUCCCCUUGAUUAACAAUUCGGUACCUUUGGGUUCUUCCUGGAAAUAGCCAGGGAAUAAAUCACGCUUCUUCAGCUGGAGGGGAACAUAAAAAAAGAAGGAAAAAGUGAAUCCAUCCUUCCAUCUAGCUGCAGGCUGCUGCGCUCUUAUGGUUUAUUUAUCCCUGUCUUGCUUUUAUUUGUAAUUUUAACUUUUUGAAAAGCCCAGGUUCAUAAAACAGUGCAAACGACUCUAUUAACGUAGUUAUGAUAUUUGUCUUGGACCAAUAAAGGGAUUUAAAAAAAAUGAUAUUUUCCACUAAGGCAACUUGCUAGGAAGUUUUAAACUCGCUCGUCCCCCUUGGAAGGCCCAGUUAAGGGGAAAAGAUUUCCACGGGGUCCAAAUCUUUGGCACAAUUGUGGUUUGCCCUUAUUGAGCAACCCCCCCCCCCUUCCCCGCCUUCUUCCCUCUCCAAGCAGGGCUCGUCGUGUUGGCAGGGGCCGAAUGAAAGAGCAGUGAUUUCUCAUCCUGUGCCCCUGCAUUAAUAGUCUUAAGCAACGCUAUAAAGCCCUGGUUAAUGUCCGAGACACAUUGUUAAGUGUUUAAAAUGUGGCCGCUGCACACAAUGCACGCCAAAGUAGUUUAGUUGCUCCAGAAUUGACCAUUAUCUUUUAUAGUUAAGAAUCAAGUGCACAUUAUUAGUUUUACUUCAGUGGCUUUGACGAGGCGAGUUGAAGUUGGCUGGGCUUGGCCUUGUUAGCGAUUCAAGAAAGAGCCCCGGAGCUCCUCCUAAACCGAUCCCAAGCCAACCCCAGGCGUCUUCCUCUUUCUCUCUUCCUGCUUCGUCUUCUUACCAUUGACCUCACCAGGCUUUGGAUCAGACCCGGAGUGCCUUGACCAUCAAAGCCAGGCGCAUUGCCUCCAUAAACGCAACAAUAAAAGGGAGCCUCACUCAGGGAGGAAUGGCUGCUGCCUUUUUGCCCUGCACAUUGGCUCCAAGGCACCGCGGGGGCUCAUAAAAGCCACCCCCUCCUCAUGGCAGAGGUAUUUAUUUUGAGUCGAAAACGCCUCCGAGGAAGGAAGGAUUUUAAACCUGUUUUUGGAGCCUAGUUUGCUGGGCCUACCCCUUUCUCUCCUCGAGUUUUCUUCUGCAACUUAAGAAAAUUAGGUCGGAGCAAAGAUCCAACUGAUCUCUCUUCCUGCAUCUCAGCACAAUGUGGCUGGAAAGUGGACAAGUAGGGGUCCACCCUGUAUGCUUAUUUGCCUUUUAUGGUGGCCCCAUGAAUCUCUUAGAGGUUUUUUUUAAGGCAAGGAAGAAUCAUAUUGGGAAUGACUGCACCCACUCUCCGGGGCAAUAACUUUUUGGAAAUAAAUGACAAUCAUAACCUUAUUGAAAAGGGGGAAAAGAUGUUACAUCCUCUGGCAAAUGUAAAUCCCCAUUAACAUGUGGAGACCACCUUUUGAAAACCACUAGUCAAUAAAAGGAUGGUCUUGUUAGAAGUCAACUCUUUGAGUAAGUGAUAUUCACAAACAUUAAUAUAAGCACACUGAUAAACUGAGAAACCAUGUCUUCGGACUGCCAAGGGCAAAGACAUGCCACUACGAAAAUAUAUUUGGUUGUUUCUUUGAAGUUGCAGUUGUAAUUGGAAUUGCAGUUGCCCAAAAUAUAUACACUCCCUGAAAACCUCUUAGUUUAAAAUAUGCACCCAGAGAUUUAAAAAACCAAGACUUCUUUGAAAAAUAGCAUAUUUUGUUUAUUCAUAAACAUCUUGGAUUAAUUCACUAUACAGGCACAUUUCUUAUUAAAGUUCAGUUAUGGAAAGGAUGUAGCUUCUCUCUGUGUUGAGUACACAAGGUAUCAUUCUUAAUUAAUAGUCCAUUGUCUUUAAGUAUAAUUGUAUUCACUGAAGUCCAUAAGCAUACAUCUCUAUUGAAGUCCUAACAUCAACAUGCAUUCAUCUCCACCAAGGUGUAAAGCUAACUCAAAUAACAAAAUGGAGUCCUGAGUCUGAACAUGCUCAGUACAAUCACAUGUCUAUAACUCCUCCUACACCAAAGAGGUACAAUCAAACUGGCAAAUCAACAUACACAUAGAAUACAGGUUAGCAAAUAUAUACAUCAAUAAACAAAGAGUGAAAGGCUUAGGAGGUUACUAGUUCUUUACUCUGCAAUACAGCCUAGCGUUCAAAAUCAUACAGCAUCUGAUGCCUUUAGGAUAUUUAAGCAUUGAGUGAUUGUCCACAAUAUUCACUAAUGUUUGUGUGCCUGUUGAUAUGGGAAAUAUAGGUCCACAGCAAGGGAUGGCAGACCUCUGUGCAUAUGCAUCUUUGUGUAUAUAUAUUUCUAGAUUAUCUAUAUAUCACAUUGGAUGCAGUCAUUCUAGUCUUUGUCUGCCUCGCUUUCCAGUUCUUCCGCUGCUUUGUUUUAAAGGCCUUUCCAGUUUCUAUAAAUUCGCAUUUUAUUUCGCUUAGGGGCGAUUUCAUAGACAUUUGGAGUGACCUUCUUGCCUCAAUUUCUUUGCCUCAGGCCAAGAAUAUCACCCAGAGGGCUGUUGCUGCUGCUAAUACUUUCCACCAAGGUUUUUAAAAUUGGUCUCUCAUUUCACGUUGUCUUGCUAAACAUAAACAUCCCACCGAAGAGAUGUUUGGUUCUAUCUAAUCCUUGUUCAGGCAGGCCGCUGAGGCGCUGAACCCCUUUUGUGGGCGGGAACCCCAAUUUCAUUAUAUUUAAAUCUGUAUUUAUCACGCUAAGCCUACUGAUAAUAGGGGUUCUAUGUCCUCGCCCGUAAAAGGGCUCCUUAUAUGGUAUUCAUUUUCAUGGAAGCGAUAUGGGCCUCGAAGGAAUCUGAUAAGAGCUUGUUCUCCACACAUUAACACAUUGUAAGGUAAGUCGAGCUGAGGAAGUACAAACAGUGUAACCAAAGAUUGGGGGGAGAGAGAAAAAGAAAGAUUUCCACAGGCUGCUGAAACUUGAUUUCCAUCUGGUUGGAUCUAAUAUUAAAUUCAGUUAGACACCGAAAGGUUGGACCAAUCUUGGGGUAGAAAUCUUGGCUGGUAGUGGAGGGAGUGAGAAGGCAAUAGGCGGGGAGUUUGCAGGCCUGUUUAUGUCUAGGGUGGGGUGGGCCUUUCUGUAAAGGUUUUAUGGAGGCCAUACCAAGUUUCAGCAACUUCUUCCAGUCUUCUCAACUUCCGACAGCCAGGAAAUUCCGGAGAGCUGCUCUGUUUUAAUAUCCCUGAGAUGGAAGUGUGUGGCUGAUGGGGAAACCCCAAAAGUUUUUUUUCCCCCUGAUGUCUUCUGCACACCUCAAAAGGGUGUAUUUAAAACAGGAGGGGAUUUUUUUCUUCAAAGGCAACCAUAUUAUUUGAGAACAUAGAAAUGCUGGACCACUCUAACAACCAUCCUAUCAGACUACACAAAGAAGUCAUUGAAAUCCAUAAGCAUGUGGACAAUUUCAACGAGGAAACCAUGAAAAUGAACAAAAUCUGACUACCAGUAUUUAAAAAAACCUCUAAAAUCAGGACAAUAAAUAAAGAAUACCACUCAGAAAACAGAGGAAUUCCAGAUAUGGAUCAAUCAGGGUCAACUAACACCUCCCAACAAAGGAUUCCCCCAGGCAGGAAGCAGCCAGAUCUUGAAGCUGAAAUGUUAUUCAUUGCUAAUCAAGGUGGCCAAUUGAAAUAUUCACGUCUGCUCCAAUAGACAAGUUCUAUCUCCUACCCUGGACCUUUCACAGAUAUAUAAACCCACGUGACUAGUUUCCAACAUACCUUAUUACCUCUGAGGAUGCCUGCCAUAGAUGCCUGUGGCACGUCAGGAGAGAAUGCUUCUGGAGCAUGGCCGGAAAAGUCACAGCAACCCAGUGAUUCUGGCCGUUAAGGACUUCGAGGACACAUUGUUUCUCCUAAUUCGUUUUCUAGGAUAGGAACUCUGUAGGAAAGCCAGGGGUCAACCCUGGUCUGGCCUGAGAUGGACCAUUUUCACCCAUUUAGACUUGAGCAGAAGUGAAGCUACUGCCUCGCUUCGCCUCCCCAGCUCCUUGGCAUCCUCAGCGCUUUUGAGGACUUUAUGGACGAGGACCCGGGUGCCAAAAAGGAGAGAUUUACUACACAAUAUGGAGUUCUUCUAAAGGAUAUUCGUCCUCUCUUGGGAACAGAGACUGUCAACUAGUUCAGUAUUACCAGCGGUAGGGGUGGUUUGGAACGAGAGUGGCUAAACAUGAAUUAGAAAGUUGUUUUUUUAUGUUAUUAUUUUCUAUUUUUUAAAUUAACCAUUCCAAAAGGCGCCAUUAUCGCCUCGACCCAUUUGGUCCGAUUUCAACCGAUUUCUGGCAAAACAAACAGGAGGGAAACUGGAGCCUUGAUUCCUUCAAUCUCUCUGCAUCUCUCCCCUUUGUUUCAUUGCUAUCACCUUGGCCGAAAUUACAUACUGACUAGCAGAGGAUUUUUUAACUAAAUAUAAUAUUUUAUCGGUGAGGGGAGCUUGCCAAUGACUCGGAAGGGAUCGAAUGAAAAUAUUUAAAAAUCUGCAGAUUCCACGUCCGUUCCAUCCAAUAGGUGGGGAGAGAAAACAAGGAUAGAAAACCCCGGUUAGAUUCUCCUUUUUCUAUCCUACAUUAUUAUGAAAUAGAUUACAACUCUUGCUUUGAGCGAAAUAGAGAUUACAGCCCAGAAAACUCACAGCAACCCAUUACAAAUUUAGCUCACAGAUUUCUUUUGACAAAAAGGUCAGCCUUCCCUCCUGAAACUGGAAUCCCAGCGAUUUCCCUUUCGCCGUCUUCCAGAGGAAGUCUUGGCCCUACUCUGCUGGGACUGGUAUACCAAGACAGCACCAGCCAUGAGUAUGAUCUUCAUUACAGUAGUUGACUUCUCAAGGAGCCUGGCUGACUUUAUGAUGUCCGUAAACCUUGGCUGCUGGGGAGAAGGUCAGGUUUGGUUUGGAACUUCCCAGUAUCCAAUCAGACAUAAUCACCACUCCAUCAUCCUCCUAACAGGAAAGUAGGGAAGCAUGGAAGUAUCCCGCCGCCUCUCCCGUCAAUACCGGGGCUUGGUUGCAUUAUUAAUCUCAUCUCUCUGCAAGGAGAUGGCGAAAGAGUUGCUGUUGGGGCUACUGGGAUAUGCUGGGGCUGGGAAGGGCCCGAAGGAGGAACGGGGUGUUAAAAGGGUCGCUUAGGGAUCACUUGAUGAGUCAAACAUGUCAUAAUAACACUAAUGUUCCUUUACCGUUUUCUAUGAGCACAUAUGUUAAAAAGUAUAUGAAUGGUUUUGUCCAAGGCUUUCAUGGCCGGAAUCACUGUGUUGCUGUGAGUUUUCUGGUGUGUAUGGCCAUGUUCCAGAAGCAUUCUUUCCUGAUGUUUUGCCUUUCCUGAUGUUUCUAUGGCAGGCAUCCUCAGAGGUUGUGAGUUUUGUUGGAAACUAGGCAAGUGAGCUUUAUGUAUCUGUGGAAUAUUCAGAGUGGGAGAAAGAACUCUCGUCUGCUUGAGGCAGGUGUGAAUGUUGCAACUGGCCACUUUGAAUUAGCAUUGAAUAGCCUUUCAGCUUCAAGGUCUGGCUGCUUCCUGGGGGGAUCCUUUGUUGGGAGGUGUUAGCUGGCCCUCAUUGUUUCUUGUCUGGAAUUCCUCUAUUUACUGAGUGUUGUUCUUUAUUUACGGUGUCUUGAUUUUAGAGUCUUUAAUACCUCUUUUCUGUUGAAAUUGUCCUGGUGGUUGUGGAUUUCAAUGGCUUCUCUGUGUAGUCUGACAUGGUGGUUGUUAGAGUGGUUCAGCAUUUCUGUGUUCUCAAAUAAUAUACUGUGUCCAGGCUGGUUCAUCAAGUGCUCUGCUAUGGCUGACUUCUUUGGUUGAGUUAGCCUGCAAUGCCUUUCAUGUUCCUUGAUUCGGGUUUGGUGGUCCCUAUGUAGACUGCAUUGUCUACAGCUGCAUUGUAUACAUGUACUUCUGCAGAGGUGAGAGAAUCCCUCUUGUCCUUUGCUGAACGUAGCAUUGUUGGAUUUUCUCAGUGGAUCUGUAAACAGUUUGUAGGUUGUGUUUCUUCAUCAGCUUCCCUGUGUGAUCAGUGGUUCCCUUGAUGUAUGGUAAGAACAUUGGUUGUCUAUUGUUUUUCUCCCUCCUGGCCUCCUCACCCCCAUAUGCAUAACCCCCUCCCUCGUUUGCAACAUCGAUUUUACUCUCUCUCACACACAUAUAAAUAUAUUUAUAUAUAUAUCUCAAGGAAAUUCAGAAGUGGACCGGAGGAGCCGCUCAGUGCCUACGAAACCAAACGGGGAGGGGUUGUGAGCCAGGGCCGGGUUUCCAUUGGCUGCGGGCCCUUGCCGAGGCGCGGGGGUAUCUCGAAUCCUAUCCAGCAUGUUUUGCACAAGAAAUGUCAGCCAGAAAGGGCUAUCUGCUCUCCUCGCCCAAUUGUCCCGCGGCCAUGGCGUGCUCCUCGGAGAGCCCCGCUGCCAGCUCCUUCCUGGUGGACUCCUUGAUCAGCUCGGCUUCGGGAAGAAGGGACGGCGGAGGAGGAGGAGGCGGUGGAGAAGGAGGAGGCGGUGAUGGAGGAGGAGGCGGAGGCGGCGGCGGCUACUAUCCCAACAACAGCGGCGUCUACCUGCCUCAGAGCUCCGAGCUGCCCUACGGCUUGCAGAACUACGGCCUUUUCCCGGUCCUGAGCAAGCGCCAGGAGCAAGGCCCUCCCCCCAGCAUGGCCCCGUCCUCCCACCAGUACAUGCCGGGCAUGGACGCCUGGCUCGACGGCCCCAGGUCAUGCCGCCUGGAAGAACCACAGAGCCCGCAAGCCACUUCCUGCGCCUUCGCUCCCAGCAUCAAGGAGGAGAGUUCCUACUGUCUCUACGACUCGGACAAGGGCCCCAAGGAGGCGGCGGCCACCGACCUGUCCACCUUCCCGAGGCUCAGCUCGGAGGUCUGUGCCAUGAACAACGGGGUGCCCGUGCCAGGCUACUUCCGCCUGUCCCAAGCCUAUGGCGCCGCUAAGAGCACCAACAGCACCUCUUCCUCCUCCUCUUCCUCCUCCACCUGCAGCAGCGGCUACAACAGCAACCACCACCACCAUCCGCACCAGCACCAUCGCCAAAUGGUUGCCGAGUCCCCUUUCGCCCCGCAGCCUCCAGGGCGCUUUGAGAGCCCCCCGGUCUUGCCUCCCUCGCUGUCAGUCCCGGAUCAAGGCCGAAAAGAAGGCGAAGAGCCCUCCCCGCCCAGCACUUUGGCUUGCGUUUCCCAAACUGGGGAGGAAGAAGGCCAGGCGUCUUGCUCCUCGGCUGCGGAAGAACUCUCCCCGGCGCCUUCCGAGAGCAACAAGACCUCCCCAGAGAAAGGGGCCUUAGGCAGCUCCAAAGGGGAGCAGGCAGCCAACUGGCUGACGGCGAAAAGUGGCCGCAAGAAGCGCUGCCCUUACACCAAGCACCAAACCCUGGAGCUGGAGAAGGAGUUCCUCUUCAACAUGUACCUGACUCGCGAGCGUCGCCUAGAGAUCAGCCGCUCCGUCCACCUCACGGACAGACAGGUCAAAAUCUGGUUUCAGAACCGCCGGAUGAAACUCAAGAAAAUGAACCGAGAGAACCGGAUUCGGGAGCUCACAGCCAACUUCAAUUUCUCCUGAUGGACCCUCCAAGGCGCGCCUGGAUGAGCACCAGGACCAUGUCCCGCCCUAGCCCAACACUUCCCCGGGCAGGCUUGAAAGCUGCUAGCACCUCCGUGGAUUUGAACCUCGCCAUCACAUUCCCAGCCUCUCCAUUGCCUGAUCGUGGUAGAUUAUUAUUAUUAUUUGGUCGGGAUAAAGCCAUAAAAAACAGUGCUCGCUAUGGGAUUUUUUCAGACACCGAGAUGUCCACUGGUCUUUCAGAAAAGUGAGCCAAGCUUAUAUGGUGGCAUAAGUCCACCGCCUUCUCUCUGUGUUAUGUCUCACAUCUACAUAAUCCCUUGGAAAAGGAAAGCAGGACCAGGAUCCCUCCAGCUAUUUCCCAAGACAGAUAAAUAUCAAAACCUUUGUGUGUAUGUAUGCAGACAGAUGAUUCUCUUUGUCACCAAGAUGAGCUCAGGAUGUUUGUUCAUUCAAUUUGAGGCUGAGAGUAUGCCACUCCCACGAAAGAAGGAGCUCAGCAAACAUUAAUUCUUGUCACUGUAUCACAACAGACUGCAUCUUUUCGAUGUGGCCAUAGUCAAUGCCUAAUACGAUCCUUCUGGUUUUGGUUUUUGCUUCUCUUCGCCUCCUCUUUUGUGCAAAAAAAUACCCAGACGCUGUGCAAAGCAAACAAACAAACAGUCUGGUUGUCACUUGGGGUCAAGACUGUGUGUCAUUUGUCUCUGUGUUCGUCUGUCUCUCACCUCUCUAAAAUUUAGUAUCACAGUUUUCAGAGUUUCCGUAGGGGAGGGGGAGCAGUGGAGGAGCAAGAUCUCUAUUUUCCCCACCCUGUUUGAAAGCUAGGAAAGGUUUUGUCUUCAUUACUGGACAAAUCACUACAAAAUCUGGCUGUAAGGAAUGACUUAAUGGUAGAUUUUGCUUUGGAUACCUCGGGUGUUUCUAGGUAUCCUUGACAAGCACAUUAUUAGCAAAAAAAGAGAACAAAAAAAAUCCCUCCUACUUUUGGAGGAAAAAUAAUAGUUAUGUUGCUCAAUUCAUCCAAAGGAUAAAAGCCUAUCCUUCUAUGUAUAUUACUCCUCGGAAUGGUUUCCUGAUUGUAUGAAAAGAGAGGUGAUGUCGUAUUUCUUUGAUACUGUGAAGUGACAUGCAUUGCAAAGGUCAAGCGUGUAGUGCAAAAGGAAGAAAUAAUAAUAAUAGUAAUAGUAAUAAUAAGAAUAAUCUAUGAAUACAGAUGUGUAUAAAUUUCUAUAAAUAUUAAUAUUAUUAAUAAUAUUAUUAUUAAAAUGCCAACACGGAUGGAAACCAAGUAUUCUUGUCAUUAUCCAGAAUGUUAGUUCUCGUCCUUACUUUCCAAAAUUGAAAUGGUCAAAGCUGCUGUGCGUGGGGCUAAAAGGAAAACAGAACACAGGCGCUGUUUAUGUUUUCUUGGAAGAAUAAAAAAAAUGGAAUGAA
This is a messenger RNA of Anolis carolinensis (green anole), 10527 nucleotides long. RefSeq names its product homeobox A10 (gene hoxa10). Gene Ontology annotation, molecular function: RNA polymerase II cis-regulatory region sequence-specific DNA binding; DNA-binding transcription factor activity, RNA polymerase II-specific. Bases 7858 to 9093 code for a protein of 411 amino acids. The record is from RefSeq and is a predicted model, not a curated record. Lineage: Eukaryota; Metazoa; Chordata; Lepidosauria; Squamata; Anolidae. Gene Ontology annotation, cellular component: nucleus. Gene Ontology annotation, biological process: regulation of transcription by RNA polymerase II. The transcript is spliced from 2 exons.